Molecule: messenger RNA, 1926 nt
Organism: Magallana angulata
Lineage: Eukaryota; Metazoa; Mollusca; Bivalvia; Ostreida; Ostreidae
Product: 3-oxo-5-alpha-steroid 4-dehydrogenase 1-like
Exons: 11
Coding region: 122-1015 (297 amino acids)
Biological process (GO): lipid metabolic process
Molecular function (GO): oxidoreductase activity, acting on the CH-CH group of donors
Source: RefSeq, a predicted model, not a curated record
UUUCUCGAUGAAAGUGAAAGUAGAUUGACAGCCAGAAGGCCGAAGGCAAAGUUUAGAGUUAAACUUAAUAACAUACGGUCACUGUCAUGUUAAUACUCUACAUAUUUUAAAUAUUGUGAAGAUGUCUCUUAAGUGGCACCCUUACUCCCUGUACGAAACAGAUACCACCAGGUUCUGGGUUCACUAUGGCCUAGUUAUACUGGGGGCGGUGCUAGCACUGGUUACAGCCGUCGCUCAGUGGAGGGACCCUGCUCCCUAUGGGAAACAUGAAAGGAAGGAUCAGAACUGGGGCCCAAUGAUUCCCCAGAGACUAGGACAUUUCUUGUCAGAUGCUCUACCAGGUGUUGUCCUGUUUGUACUGGUAUUUGUUUUCUAUGGAACACAGAAUAAAAACUACAUUAACUACAUAUUUUUGGCUAUGUUUUUAUCUCACUAUGUUCAUAGAGGCAUCAUACACCCUCUCAUAAUGAGAUACAGAAAUCCAAGAGUUGCCAUUGGAAUAACACUAGGGGGCUUUUUUCCAAACUGUCUGUACCAUUUUGUGAAUGCUGAUUUCAUAGGAUCAGCAGAGUACCACAGUAACUACUAUUAUGACCCUCGUUUUAUUGUGGGCGUCAUUCUGUUUUGUGCUGGGUACGUCAUCAACAGACACUCCGACUUGAAGCUACGGUCUCUGAGGGACACCAAAGAUUCUAUCAAUGAACAAUACCAGAGGACCAGAAGUUAUGAUGCUAUGAGUAAUCAUACGGAAAUUAAAACAGAAAACCCUGGGUGUACGGGUUACUACAUACCGUAUGGAGGCUUCUUUGAACUAGUCACCUGUCCCAACUAUUUCGGCGAGCUGGUAGAGUGGAUUGGAUGGAGCCUGGCCACGUGGUCCUUUGCCGGUCUGGUGUGGACGUUGUUUUGUGCGGCAACAUUUGUUCCGAGGGCCCGACACAACCACGCUUGGUACAAGUCGCAGUUUGAUUCGUAUCCACCAAACCGGAAGUCGCUGAUCCCCUUCCUGUUUUAGAGUUGGUAUUGCUCUCACUCAUUGGUCCAUGUCACGCUCAUGCUUUACCCUAGGCGAGUGGAGAAGGUCCGAUAUAUAAAACAUUACUGGUUCUAACUCCAUCAAACAUGAAUAAUAUCAUUGAAUGGUGCAUCUGAAAACACAAUGGAACCAAACAGACUUUGAUGUUAAAUCAGAGCCAUCAUUUUUUAAAGAUGCUGGAAGACGUUAAAAAUACAUGUAUUGUUUAUGAUAAAACGGAAUUAGGUAAUAAAACAAUUACUGUAUGUAAUGCCUGCACAGUCAGUUGACCCAAAUUUAUCAAUAGAUCAUAAACUGAGAUGUUGCCUGCACCAAGGGAAAAAUAUUCGGGUCUGUUGACUGCUCAAGCAUUAAAUAAUUGUUUAUUUGUUUAAUAUUAUAUGUAGAAAUUUUAAUCAAAUCAUAUGCUAUGUAUAUGAUUUAGAAAAAAAAUAGUUCUAUAUAAUAUCAUAUUGUAUUGAAAAUAUUGACAGUGCAUUUCCCUUGUAUCAUAUGAUAAAAUCUAAGAUUUUGAUAACUCGUUUUCUCUAGUUUGACCAGGCAGAUGUAGGGACUUGACAUUAUUUGAUUCUUGAUAUACCCGUCCCUUUGUGUACGGAUGAUUUCACUCAGUAUUUUUUAGCAUCAUAUCAGUAAUCACAUGUUUAUUGAAACAUAUCAUAAUUUUUGGAAUAUUUUCUAAGGUAAAAGCAUGCGCUGUAUGAGUGUAUCUUGAUUUAUUGUAUAAAUUGUUGCUGUAUAUUGUGGCUUGUAUGUUUUUGAUUUGCAUACAAAUCUUUGGGUUAGUGCAAAAUGUAACUCAGGACUUCAAGUUUUAUUCUUCCUGUUUUAUAAGAAAUGUAUGAGAAUAUUUGAAGUACACGUAUAUAAAAGUUUUAUAUAUAUUUAUA